AUGAGUAGCAGCGAACUUCACGUCGUACAAACGGAUGACAUUUCCGCCACCAGUGGAAGUAGACAAAGUGAUGAUGCAUCCACGCGCAACAGUCAGGGGUCCGCACGUCCAAGUGGCUCACGUGGUAGUCUUGCAUCAAUUAAGAUUGGGAAGAAGGCGGAGCAGGAUCAAGUGCGGCUUGUGGGCACCCAUUAUCAACUGGGAGCCGAAAUUGGACGCGGAGGUUUUGGUGUCGUUUACGGAGCACUGGAUUUGCGGAAUGGGCGCUCAGUAGCCAUAAAACAAGUAUCGUUGCGGGACAUUGACAAAGAUGAAUUGCUGUCUAUUGAGUCGGAGAUCAGUUUGCUUCGUAAACUCAAGCACGAGAAUAUUGUCAAGUAUCACGAUACAAUUAAGACACAGGGCUAUCUUUACAUUGUGCUUGAGUAUAUGGAGAAUGGGUCAUUAGCGCAAUUUAUGAAAAAAUUUGGGUCUCUUUCAGAGACGCUUGUAGCGAUGUACAUCACGCAAGUACUUAGAGGUCUGGCAUAUCUACACGAGCAAGGCGUGUUGCAUCGAGACGUAAAGGGAGCAAAUAUAUUGACAACUAAGGAUGGUUUGGUCAAGUUAGCGGAUUUUGGCGUAGCAAUCAAGCUCAGUGAGACGCAGAAGGCAAAUUCGGUGGUAGGGUCGCCCUAUUGGAUGGCACCAGAAGUGAUUGAAAUGGCUGGUUGGUCUUCGGCAUCGGAUAUUUGGAGCGUUGGAUGCACAAUAAUUGAGCUAUUGACAACUAAGCCACCGUAUUUUGAUUUGUCACCUAUGUCUGCACUGUUUCGUAUCGUGCAAGAAGAUCACCCACCGCUUCCGCAGCGCAUGUCACCGGUUUUGCAUGAUUUUAUCAUGAAAUGUUUCAUGAAAGAACCGAGGUUGCGCGCAUCGGCUGAAGAGCUGCUUGUGCAUCCGUGGAUAGCACAAAUUCCGAAGAAUAAGGUUGAACAAAGCUCACAGUUUGUGGCUGUGAGUGUUACGUCUUCCAAUGAGCGCGACGCUGUCUUAAAUACAAUUAAACUAUAUGAAAAGAAUUCGUCGACGGUAGACACGCCUGUGUUAGCAAACACCUCGCGUUCUCGUAGUACUACAAUUGAACAAUCCGACGAGGAUGUGGAAGAUUGGGACAAUGAGUUUUGCGUGGAUUCCGAUCCUUCGCCUUUCGUGCUGAGAGAUGAUAAUGAUACAAAAGAUAGCAAAAGGUUAGCCGAGAGCGGUCAGCGUGAACGAAAGUUUCAGCUUUCCAAGGAAGACGCAAAAGUGCUAUUUGACAACGAUGUGUGGGACGAUGAAGAGACAAACAUCACGGUCUUAGCGGAGAAAAUAGAUGAUAGAACUAACAGUCAUGUACGUCUACAUCAGAGCCAGACAGAUGAGCGCAGAAUGAGUUCUUGGGAUCGCUCGUCGUUACUUUCCGCACAAAACCGCCUAGUGCAGCUCCAUAAAUUUGUUGAAGAUUCAGAAGAAGACGUCGAUUUCGACGAUAUUGAUGAAACACUUCUGUUACAAACUGCUAUGAAGCAACAAAGCGCAUUGAACAUGGAGCCAGGUCAUGCUUUAUUGAUGCCAGCGAAGCCGUCGCUCUAUGCCUCCAAGGAGAUCAAUGGUGAAGACGAUGGUCUUGAGCUCGCCGAAAGCUCAAAAGUGAAUAUGGUGCUACACACUGGCGGUUUUCGCGAUCGUAAUCUGGAGUCAUCAUCUAACGAAAGUGUGCACGAGAUCAUUUUUGACGACGAGCUUGACUUUGAUUACCUGACUGCUCGUGACACGAUUCAAAAGGCAACUGGGCGAGUGGUAGAGCUGCUGUCUUUGCUUAAUCCAAGCAUGGAUGAUCAAGUCAUUCUAGAUGCUUGUAAUGAUUUGGAAAAAUUGUUCGAUCAGAACGUGACGUUGAAACGUGAUUUGAUGUCACUAGGUGGUGUGGUACCAAACAUUAUGGAGGCCUUAGAAAUGAAAAAGAUGGAUGUCCUGCAUGCCGUACUCAGAGUUAUAAACAAAAUUGUUGAAGGGAACAAAAAGUUUCAAGAAAAUUUAGCUCUCGUUGGUCUUGUACCUGUAAUUAUCAAGCUCACGAAGCAGCACAAUCCAUUUUACUUACCAGAGCAUUUUGGUCGAGAAGUUAGCCCUGAACACAUCAAAUUUGCAUGUGCUGUACGAAUGGAGGCGGCCAAAUUCGUGCGACAAUGUUGCAAAACGAGCUCGCUAACCCUCCAAAUGUUUAUUGCGUGCGGUGGAUUACCUGUCUUAGUGGACUUCUUGACACUAACCAACCAACUUUCCAGCCUCGAACAAGACGUGGAUCUUGUCCGGAUUGCUUUGGAUGGAAUCUCUUGCGUUUUCAGUAUUCAAACCAUUCCAAAGAAUGACAUUUGCCGCCUAUUUGUCAAGGCAGGGCUGUUAAAAAAGUUUGUACUCGUGUUCUCCGUCAUUGUCAGCUCAUUGGCGGCAAGUCACGACGACAAUGCGGUAAAAGAAAAAGCAGAGACGACUGUUUGUAAGUCGAGGACACAAUGGACCGUGGAGGAAUUCCACAAGACGUGCGAUAUCUUCGUGCUGUUUUCUCAGGGAGAUGCUGUGGUUAAAGAGCAUAUGUGCGACGGGGCUGUUCUAGAACGACUUUUAGAAGCUAUUCAUUCGGCUUCUCCGCUUUUAAGCAUCGAAAAGAAGUUAGAACGCAAUCGAUCAUUGUCGCUAAAUUGCCACUCGGAUCAGUUUGUGUUCGCAAUGUUGAAAAUACUUAAGUGCAUUCGGAAUCUUAGCAUGGAGCCCUUGACUUUGGAAAAAUUAGACCGAGCUGGAGCAAUUCCAACUCUUGUUCGCUUACUCAACGAGCAAGAGACAACAGACUCAUUGACCUCGGAUAUGAAGCGGAAAGAUGUCGAGAAUAUCGUGCUACAGUCGAUGUUUUACUUGUGCCGAAUCAAUAGAAAUCGACAGACCCACGCAGCCCAAGCUGGCGUCAUUCCGUCACUUAUUAAGGUAGUAAAGAACGCAAGCCCACUAAAGCAAUUUGCACUUCCGAUCUUGUGUGAUCUAGCUCAUGCGUCGCCAACGGCUAGAGCUCAUUUGUGGACUUACGACAGUGUGACGCUCUUUCUGGCACUGCUCGAAGAUAGAUACUGGCAGAUUGACGCUAUAAAGUCCAUCAGCGUAUGGCUUGUUCAUGACACUAUGAAGAUGGAAAACGUAUUGCUUGCCCCCACAAAUUUGAUGAAGAUUAUGAUUUGCUUCCACAAUGCUCUUGACACGGAAUUUGAGAACUUGCUCGAGCCAUUGUUGGAAAUAAUGAAUCGUUCAGUUCGACUCAAUCAGGCUCUUGGUCGCAGUGGUAUAUUUGUGCUUGAGAUCUUGACACGACUGCGACUUAUGUCGAAGGCAAUCGUGCGCAAAAAUCUUCUUAAGAUGCUGAAGAGCCUCUUUGAGUCACACACUUCACCAGCUCGGUUUAUUGUGGAGUACAAUCUCCACCCUAUUGUCUAUACACUGGCACAAGACGAGAACAGCAUGAUCCUGGUCAAAGAAAUCGCGUCACAGCUUCUUCAAGCCAUCCUCGUGGCAGUGGGAGUCUUUUAA
This is a messenger RNA of Plasmopara halstedii, 3600 nucleotides long. RefSeq names its product ste ste11 cdc15 protein kinase. The coding region runs from base 1 to 3600 and encodes 1199 amino acids. The transcript is spliced from 7 exons. Gene Ontology annotation, biological process: protein phosphorylation. Lineage: Eukaryota; Oomycota; Peronosporomycetes; Peronosporales; Peronosporaceae. The record is from RefSeq and is a predicted model, not a curated record. Gene Ontology annotation, molecular function: protein serine/threonine kinase activity; ATP binding. Gene Ontology annotation, cellular component: cytoplasm.